AUGGAUCCUUCGAAUUAUCCUACACUCUCACCCAAACGCAGUUUUCUCGAAUUCCAUAAAUCCCUCAACUACCAUGAUUCCACCCAAGAAAUUACAAACCAAGAUAAAAGGCAAAGAUAUAGCUAUAACGAAAGCUUUACCCGUCCUCGAUCACCUUUGUGUAUUUCUAGCGGUGCAAAUAGCCCAUGUUCCAGUCCGAGCACUCCUGCUGUGUACCCGUUCUCCGUCAGUCCUGUCGGUCAUGCUUCUACAGAGACGAACAGUUUGGCAGUCUUAAGAUAUGAUGCAGUCGAAAAUGCCUACAAGCACCCCGGAGGCUUACAGGCCCCACGGAUUGAAAUUCACGAUCCAUAUUCAUAUGCUGGGCGUGUAAAUUGUUUCGGGAAGCUACAUUUGAAUGAUACCGAUACGCCAAUAAGUCUCAACGAAGAGGAUUACGAUGAAGACGACGUCGUUGUGCAUCAAGAAAUUAUUGGGCCUGAGAUAUGUUUUGGAAUGAUCAAAAACUCCACCGUCAUUACUGGAUGUGCAGACUAUCUGCGGGAGCUUUGUGUACCACAAAUCGUAAAUCACAAGGGGAGCAAGCUUAAAGCGCAUACAGCAAUCGAAACAACCAUCAACUUCCUGAAGUCAUUCGUAACAGUGCAUCUAUCUUCUGGCGAUAAGGAAUACAUUGGAAUCCUAGAUGAUAUUUCAGCAAGAGGAGUUUCUCAAAUCCUAGAGAUACCAUCAGUUCGAUUGCAGGCAUUUCUACCUUCACCACAACCGUCUCCUGAGUUAUUUCUGCCGGAGGAGAUAACCGAAUUGAAAACCAAAGAGCCACAGAACCCGAUCUUUAUCUACAUUAAUGUUUACGGUGCCAGUAGUGUUGGCGACGAUGUAGGAAGGAUUCUUUCUGCAAACGGCAUCUAUCUUCAGUCUCCAGUGAACAAUGAGAAGAAACCCAAAUACAAAAAUCCUCAUUAUUUUAACGAAACUGAGCUAGUUACGAUGACUCAAGUCACUGCAUCUCGCCCCCGUCUACGGAACGUUGAGGAAAAGAUCAAGACGAUUUUUGACACUAACAUCAAUGAUAAAUUACCAGAAAUUAAAAUGGGAGACGAGCUUCAAACAUUGCUAUUAAGUCAUCAAAAACAGGCUGUGUAUUUUAUGCUCUGGAAAGAGACAGCUCCUGCUUUUCAUGAGGAAGAUAUGCUUACCAGUACUUCGAUCUAUAAACCAAUAAAAAACGAACUUGGAGUUGUUAGUUAUCUAAAUUUGAUCACAAAGAAACAGACCUGCGCAAGCCCCCAGGCAGUCCCUGGAGGCAUACUUGCCGACGAUAUGGGACUAGGAAAGUCGCUCACGACUCUUGCUUUAAUAACCCGUAGCCUCGACCAAGCACACUUGUUCGCGCAGAGUACAAAUUACCAAUAUUGCCCUACGUUGAAUCGAGUUCGAAAACAUGCCAGGGCAACCCUGAUUGUUGCACCCGCAUCACUGUUGGAUAGCUGGAGAGAGCAAAUACGCAACCACAUUAAACCCGGAGCAGUAAAUUUUUAUACAUACCACGGAGCACAGAAAGAUAUCAGCAUUGAGAAGCUCAUAGAUUUUGAUAUCGUUCUUACUACCUAUGCAACCAUAAGAGCAGAAGUCUUUUCAAAACAUGUCAACCAGUAUCGUCGAUCGCCCCUGAAAGAAAUCAAAUGGUUCCGGGUCGUCCUUGAUGAAGCACAUAUAAUUAGGGAACACUCGACGCAACAAUCGAAAGCAGUCUGCAUGCUUGAAGCACAACGCCGUUGGUGCCUUAGCGGCACUCCAACACAGAAUAAGCUGCAAGACUUUGGAACACUUCUCCGAUUCCUACGUCUAUCGCCAUUUGAUAAGGAGGGUACAUUUUCGAAAUACAUUGUCCGACCUCUGAAAAAUGCAAACCCGGAGGGUUUGAGAAGCCUCCGUAUACUCAUAGGUUCCACCUGCUUAAGGAGGAAUAAAGAUAUUCUUGAACUACCACCGAAGAUUGAUCAAGAAGUAUACAUCCACCUUGAACCUCCAGAAAGACGUCUAUAUGAAGGCUACAAAAAGGAUUCGGCGAAUAUGAUCGAGCAUGCUCUCACUGAAAGCGGAAGUGGUUUCAGUUACUUUAGUAUUCUGCAGUCUAUCCUUAGGCGAAGAUUGAUGUGUGACCAUGGAAAAGACCUAUUGCCCUCGGUGGUGCAAAAUAGGCUGGAAGGAUACUCAUAUACUGAUCACAACCCAUCAAGUAGCUUGGACAUCGACAUGGAAGACUACGUGCAGGAAGGAAGUCCGACUCAACCAAUUGCAAGCGGAUUUUUCACGCCAAGAUGCGCGCUAUGCAACAAAGCAACCGAUGCGGCUGAGGCAGAAGCUAUUUCUUCUUCGCAAGCUUGUUCCCACACCAUUUGUGACAGCUGUUUAAGACUGUAUGAGCUAAAUACAACGCAACUCGGCACUUCAUCUCAAAUCUCUUGUCCUAAAUGCGCAGAAAUCGCCGGGUUCUCGCUAGAGACUCUCAAAGACGAGGAUAAUCCUCGAUGGAUGGAAGAUAGACCCUACGGUGGACCGUCUACAAAAGUCAAAGCAUUAAUAAAGAACCUUCGUCUGGAUGUGGGGAAGGAUAAGGAUGGCAAAUCAAUCAAAAGGUAUCAGUCCAUGAUCUAA
This is a messenger RNA of Morchella sextelata, 2661 nucleotides long. RefSeq lists its product as uncharacterized. The record is from RefSeq and is a predicted model, not a curated record. Lineage: Eukaryota; Fungi; Ascomycota; Pezizomycetes; Pezizales; Morchellaceae. The transcript has 8 exons. Bases 1 to 2661 code for a protein of 886 amino acids. Gene Ontology annotation, molecular function: ATP-dependent chromatin remodeler activity; ATP binding.